Molecule: messenger RNA, 2252 nt
Organism: Podarcis lilfordi (Lilford's wall lizard)
Lineage: Eukaryota; Metazoa; Chordata; Lepidosauria; Squamata; Lacertidae
Source: the annotation of a GenBank genome assembly
AUGAUGGGAUUCACCAUCAAGUUCAGCUUUUACCUUGGAAUUCUGGUCUCCAGUUGUUUCUCAGGAGGUGAGCAUAAUACCAAAUUACCCAGAAGUCUGCUUGGAGUUAAGCAGUCAUUAAAAAGUACUUCUUAUAUUUUCAACAGAGAGUAGCCCAGCUCAUGCUUUUAAGACAAAGGAGCAGGAUUUUCAAAACAGUACCUUUGAGUUUAAAAUAUUCAAUGGAAUCCCUAAUUGUAUUCACAAAGAGCAAGCUUCUUACUGCUUUGGUCCUCCCUUUCUCCUUCUUUCUCCUCUCACCUUACAGCCAAGGCCAGCUCCUGCCCCAGGGACUGGAUGCAAAACCAGGGCAACUGCUAUGCAUAUUUCGAUUAUGAGAUGUCAUGGUAUGAAGCUGAGGUAAGAAGCAUGCCUCACCUACCAAACAAUAAUUGUAUGUAUGUUUGUGAGAUUCCUAUCAGAUUUCUGGUUGCCUUGGAGCUGUGGCUUCCAAUUAGCUAAGUACUGUGGACGCCAUGUUUUUCAAAAGUCAAGUCAUGGACACCCUACUUUUGAAAAAUUUGAUCUCUCUAUUGUAGUUUCUGUUAUGGGAUUUCUGUAUUGAAUUUCUCCCUGAUCUGUACUGGUGGAAUAUGAUAAUGCUGGCAAAUCAUCUUUAAUUUCUUCUCCAUUCUUAGAUUGAGUGCCAAAGUUAUGGCCGUGGGACUCAUCUUGCCUCCAUUCUCACUGAGAAAGAGGCAGCCUUGGUGGCCAAGCACAUUGCCACAUACCAGAAAAAACCAAGUCAUGUCUGGAUUGGGCUUCAUGAUCCCCGUGAGGUGAGUUGCCUUCACUUACUCAGGUCAUUGUCACAGAGAAGUGAGCUCUUAGAAUCAUCAUUCCAUACGUAUCUUGAAAAUCUGCCAGGAUGAAUCUCAUACACUACUUUUUGAUUCUUUUCUAUGGGGUUCCUCCUCUAAUAUCUCAACCAUAACUGGCAAUACCCAUGAUCUUGGCACUCCUCAUUACAAAUGAUUGCACAAUCUAUUCCAUCUCUUUCACGCAGAAUGGGCGUUGGAGGUGGGCUGAUGAAUCAACCUACAAUUACCAAAACUGGUAUUCACAUCAGCCAGACAAUGCAGGCCGUGCAGAGUAUUGUGUGGAACUACUAUCUAGCACAGGUAAGGAAUCCAUUUGCAGGGACUAAUAUAAAGAAUUGACUAUAUUCUGCUCUCUUCAUCAAUUUCCAGGAUUUCUAUGGGGGGAGUUGCUCAGUGGGUUACAGCAUGGUGCUGAUAACCCCAAAGUUGCAGAUUCAAUCCCCGUAUGGGACAGCUGUAUAUUCUUGUAUUGCAGGGGGUUGGACUAGAUGAUCCACAGGGACCUUUCCAGCUCUACAGUUCUAUGAUCUCACUUUAAAACUAGAACCAUCAAAAUCAAUGCAAUCUGGGUCGACUCUAGCAGCUCAAAAGCAUACCAGUGCAAGUAGAUAAAUAGGUACCACUGUGAUGGGAAGUUAAAUGGCAUUUCUGUGCACUCUGGCUUCCAUCACAGUGUCCCGUUGUGCCAGAAGCAGUUUAGACAUGCUGCCUACAUGAUCCGGAAAGCUGUCUGUGGACAAACGUCGGCUCCCUCGGCCUGAAGAGAGAUAAGCGCUACACCCCAUAGUCACCUUUGACUGGGCUUAACCAUCCAGGAGUCCUUUACCUUUUACCUUUUGACUCCAAGUAUGAGUUGGGUGGAUGCAACCCUCAGCCUGGUGCUUCUCUGUUUCAAGGUUCACAAUUUAAUAUAUCUGUAGCCCAGGCCAGCAGUGGUCCCAUUGCCAGUCAUUUAGGGUCACUUUCAAUCACACCACAAGGUGCAUGGUUUUUCUACAGUCAGUCGUCAUACUUUGACUGCAUGUGAUUAUCAUCACUUGCAUAUUUUAUCCAGAAAACAGUGGUUGCCACACAUACUAUGGUUUGGAUCAUUCCAUCGUUUUUCUGCUAUGUUUCUUUAAGAAAUGGUUAGGCUUAAAGAGCACGUAACACUUUGAAGUGUUGUAGGUGAAUGGCCUGUAAAUUAUUGGUCAGCUAGGGGUCAAGCCUGCAAUCUGGUUCCAAUUCCUUAUUCCUACUCUAAGCUACAUGCAUUGAGGCAAUAAACAACUGGGCAAGUAAUUUUUGUUAUGUCUUCAAUUAUAUCUUUUGUCUUGAAUUUUAGGUUUUCAGCAGUGGAAUGAUAGAGCCUGCAGCAUUCAGAACAACUUCAUCUGCAAACAAGAACUCUGA